Messenger RNA from Eurypyga helias (sunbittern), 330 nucleotides. Its product is annotated as protein CBFA2T3-like. NCBI's taxonomy places the organism in Eukaryota, Metazoa, Chordata, Aves, Eurypygiformes, Eurypygidae. The transcript is spliced from 2 exons. Gene Ontology annotation, cellular component: nucleus. Gene Ontology annotation, biological process: DNA-templated transcription; negative regulation of DNA-templated transcription. Gene Ontology annotation, molecular function: transcription corepressor activity. The record is from RefSeq and is a predicted model, not a curated record. The annotation marks the transcript as partial.
AUGAACGGGAGCAGCCACUCGCCGACCGCCAUCAAUGGGGCCCCGUCCACCCCCAACGGAUUCAGCAACGGGCCGGCCACCUCCUCCACCGCCUCCCUCUCCACCCACCAGCUCCCACCGGCCUGCGGCGCCCGCCAGCUCUCCAAGCUCAAGCGCUUCCUCACCACGCUGCAGCAGUUCGGCAACGACAUCUCCCCCGAGAUUGGGGAGCGGGUGCGCACCCUCGUCCUGGGGCUCGUGAACUCCACGCUCACCAUCGAGGAGUUUCACGCCAAGCUCCAGGAAGCCACCAACUUCCCGCUGCGACCCUUCGUCAUCCCUUUCCUCAAG